Molecule: messenger RNA, 2519 nt
Organism: Cuscuta epithymum
Lineage: Eukaryota; Viridiplantae; Streptophyta; Magnoliopsida; Solanales; Convolvulaceae
Source: the annotation of a GenBank genome assembly
GGGGUCGUGAGUUAGGAAGUUGGGAUGCAGUCUUAGAGAGUGACACAGAGUCUAAACUUUGUGAUUUUCAUGUUGAGGGCAUAGAUGAAGAAGAGAAAACCCAUCAAGAGGAGUAUGCAAUCUCUAUUCAAGCUACUUCUACCUUGAAGGCUCAUUAUGAGCGGUUGGAGACACCAGAGGCACCUGAUCCUGAAAUACUUGUUGAUUAUACUAAUGAGAGUGAUGCAGGAUGUGUGCUAAUUCCUUGUUCGAACGAUGUGUUCUUUGAAGAUUAUAUCACAUUUUGGUGGUCACAAGAGUUCAAGGGUCUACGCCAUCUGACGGCAUACCUGGAGGAUAAGGUGGAGGCACUAAUGAUGAGUGCUCCACAACUGACAUGCAUAGCUGAGAGUUCUCUCUCAAACGUCAAGCUAGUGACGUUAAAGAAGCGCUUCUUGGGAGGCAACCCAUGUUUUUCAUAACAUUGUUUGUUUGUUUUGUGUGUUUGCAGGGUGUGCUUCAAUGUUGAUGAAAUAAGAGUUUGGCUUAGGCCUUACGGGAGGACACGGGUGAUGCUUAGUUUUCUUCCUUAACCUUUUAUUGUGUUUGUUUGUUUAUUCAGGUUGGACAUUGUGCUGCUCUUUUGACUUAAAUGCUCUUACAAACUAACUAUGAAUGAUGUAAAGAUUUUUUAUUCCUGUUUCAUUAUUCCUCUUCACAAAAUCUUUUCAAAACUCAAGUGUGAGGAAAGAACCAAAAAAAAAAUGUGUCUUUAUUUCAAGGGUUUGUGCCUUAAAAGAAGACCUCGAGGGCGAGGUCUAGCUCAAGUGUGAGGAGGUUGCACUCAAAAGUUAAAACCUUGUUUUAGAACAAUCUUUUUACUAUUUUUGAUAUGAAACAUUAAUUUCUCAAUUUGUUAUCAAUCACAUAAUAGUUUAGAUAAUCACCCUUAUUAUAAAAAUUUACUUUUAUUAUUAUUUUUGAAAACUUAAAUUUGUUAUGGGUUUUUGGUUGCGAAUGUAAAGGUCCGAAUUUGUUUUAAUUGGACAUUAAUUUUAUUCAAAAAAAAAAAAACAUGUUACUAUUAAUAAACCUCUUCAAAACUCAUUGUUAUAGGACAAUUCCAUCUCCGAAAAGUGGCUCUGUUUCAUUCGUUAAUCACAGUCUGUGAGAAUGAAAUAUGCAAUUACCAUGGGAUAACACCGCCAACAAGAGUGAAAAAGAGAAAAAAAAAAAAUAAAAAAAAAAAAUAAUAAUAAUAAAAAAAAAUGGUGAACAAGAUGAAUGUCCAAAUUAGAAUAAUGAAAAACCUUGGGAUAAGGAAUUGAUUGGUGGUUUAACAUAAUAAAUAGUUUUUCUUAAGUAAUACUAAUUUUAAAUUCUUGUAUUUUGGGUAAUUUUUCUAAAAUGUUUAAAAAUUGAGAAUAAAAGAUGAGGUUUUUGUUUCUACUUCUUUAAAAUAGCAAUUAGAUUGUAAUACAGUUAGGCUUUACCUUUUGAGUGUGUUUACAACUAAUUCGUCGCUUGAGGACAAGCAACGCUUAAGUGUGAGGAGAUUGAUAAGUCCAUUUUUGUACUUAUUUUUCUUAUCAAAUUUAAGCGAUUUUUGAAUAAAAAUAGAAAGAAAAGACACAUUUUAUAUAUUUUGGUUCAAGUUUCAUGAAAUCAGGUAAAAAUCACAUCCAUAAUAUGUUUAGCGGGAUUUCGGGUCAAUUGAGCACAAAAUGAGCCAAUAUGGGCAACAAAUGAUAUCAUACCGAAAGAAGGAAACAUUAUUUCAAAGUGGUCCAGAAGACAAUAUUGAAGAGCACAAAACAAGGAACAAGCCGGACAAAUAAUCUCACAGGCGGCCAAACAGGCGGCCAAAAUGGAGGCCUUCGCGGCCGCCUACGGUAUUUUUGGAAAGUCAACCUUUGACUUUGACCGAAUUUGGAAAAGACCGUAGGCCGCCGACACUGGACAGAAGGCGGCCGCCUACGGUGGCCGCCUGCGGCACAAGGGGACGAAACCGACCACCGGUCGGCCAGACAGGACGGCAGGCGGCCAGACAGGACGGCAGGCGGCCGCCUGCUGGACCGCCGGGAUCCGCCGGGAUCCGAUCUGCCAACGAAAAGACGGCAGGCGGCCAUUUGUGACAGAAGGCGGCCGCCCUCUGUGGCCGCCUACGGCUGACGGAGACCGGCCACCGACGGUCUGCCGGCGACAGGACGGCAGGCGGCCAGAGGCUGCCAGAAGGCGGCCGCCUGCCCGGGCGCCUUCGGGAUUUCUUCUGCUAUAAAAACCAGGCUUUUUCCUCAACUAAAACACACCAAUUUCAAGCCCAAAUCAGAUCAAAAAGGGCGUCUUCUUCCUCCUCAAAGCUCGGAUUUCCACCAUUGUUGCACCUUCAACUUCAAUCUUUCAUAUCUUUCUCAUUUUAGCUCCAAAUUGUGAGUUCUUUAUAUGUAUUUUCAUCCUUUCAAUGAGUAGAAUCUGAAUCUGUACUUAGUUUUUUCUAUCUGUGCUUCUAAAAUUUCCAGAAAAUUAUUCCACUAUUUCGC